This is a messenger RNA of Fusarium sp. VM40, 843 nucleotides long. The record is from the annotation of a GenBank genome assembly. NCBI's taxonomy places the organism in Eukaryota, Fungi, Ascomycota, Sordariomycetes, Hypocreales, Nectriaceae.
AUGAAGAAAACAGUUCUUAUCACAGGCUGCAGUGCUGGGGGCCUCGGCUACGCGUUGGCUGAAGAAUUCCACAAAAGAGACUUCCAUGUCAUCGCCACAGCCCGCGACAUCUCCAAGAUUGGUCCCCUCCAAAAUGAACCAGACGUUGAGGUCCUUCCUUUGGAUGUUACCUCACCCGAAUCAGUCUCUUUAUGCCUUAAAGAGGUGCAGGGGAGGACCAAUAAGCUAGACAUUCUUGUCAAUAAUGCCGGCGGCGCUUUGUUUAGCCCCUUGGUUCAUGUAGACAUCGAUAAAGCCAAAGCUUUGUACGAUGUCAACCUCUGGGGUGCUCUUAGAGUCACUCAGGCCUUUGCACCACUUUUGUACAGCGCUCGAGGAGUACUUCUGAAUAUCUCGUCUAUGGCGGGAGCGGUUCCCUUAGCAUGGCAAGGUGCAUAUAACAGCUCCAAGGCAGCCUUGACUUUUAUAUCUGAGACAUUAAAGAUAGAGCUGGAGCCGCUUGGUAUACGAGUCGUGACAGCUAUGGUUGGAGCGAUCAAUACUCAUAUCUAUGCUGGCACUGAUGUAUUCCUGCCCGACGACUCCUGGUACAAGCCCAUUGAGAAUACCAUUAGGCAACAGGCUCAAGGUAUAAUGCAACUACCUAAUAAUGAGGCCGUUGAGGUUACAGCUCGGUCGAUCAUCAGGGAUACACUUGGUGGGCGACGCGGCAAGAUCUGGCGGGGUGGUGAGGCUGGCAUAGCGAGUAUUGGCUCGUGGCUUUUUCCGACCUGGGUCGUUGAGUCUAUCCUCCACAAGAACAGAGGAUUGUCUGUACUGAGGAAGCUUUAUCGUAAGCGAUGA